Messenger RNA from Thamnophis elegans (Western terrestrial garter snake), 2605 nucleotides. It is a transcript of the gene STK16, whose product is annotated as serine/threonine kinase 16. Gene Ontology annotation, biological process: protein phosphorylation. Lineage: Eukaryota; Metazoa; Chordata; Lepidosauria; Squamata; Natricidae. Bases 181 to 960 code for a protein of 259 amino acids. Gene Ontology annotation, molecular function: protein serine/threonine kinase activity; ATP binding. Gene Ontology annotation, cellular component: Golgi apparatus; cytoplasm. The record is from RefSeq and is a predicted model, not a curated record. The transcript is spliced from 6 exons.
AGACGGCGCAGAGUUAUAACGUCACCACCAGCGCCGUGGCUCCUGUCGCGCUCAAGCUCUCCAGGACGCCUUCGAGCUCUAGACAGAGACUGGCUGUAGGCCUUCACAAUGGCUGUACCAAGGUCUGGAACUUUGCUUUCUUAUCCUCUAUAGAAUCUGAAGGAUGUUGGAGCGACCACCAUGGGCAAUGCUCUGUGUAUCUGUUCAAGGGGGACCAUCACCAUCAAUAACAAACGCUAUCUUUUAAUCCACAGGCUUGGGGAGGGUGGCUUCAGCUAUGUGGACCUGGUCGAAGGGCUGCAGGAUGGACGCUUCUAUGCCUUGAAACGCAUCAUAUGCCACGACAAGGAUGAUCGUCAGGAAGCUCUGCAUGAGGUAGAGAUGCACCUGCUUUUUGAGCACCCCAACAUCUUGCCCCUCUGUGCACAUGCCAUGGUAGAGAAAGGAUCCAAGCACGAGGCCUGGCUCCUCUUGCCUUUCCUCAAGAGAGGGACCCUCUGGCAGGAAGUAGAAGCUCUGAGAGAUAAAGGCUGCUUCAUGCCCGAGGAGCGUAUCCUGGUCAUUUUUCAUGGCAUCUGCCGAGGACUGCAGGCCAUCCAUAACAAGGGACAUGCACACAGAGAUUUAAAACCAACAAAUGUGCUGCUGGACAAUGAAGAUCAGCCACUGCUAAUGGACCUAGGCUCCAUGAAUCAGGCUCGCAUUGAGGUGCGGAGCUCACAGGAAGCUAUGACUAUUCAGGCUUGUCGCGACCUACAGCUGACUAUCGACACCCUGCAGGAUCACGGAUUUGUACUGAACUUUCCAAAGAGCCACCUGCACCCGACCACGUCUCUUCUGCAUCUCGGGAUGGUCAGCAAUUUGGAGACUUGUGUGGUGUCUCCCUCUCAAGAGAGACAGCAGAGCCUGCAGUCCCUGGUGAGUCAAGUGCUCAAUCAGAGGUCUUGUCUCAACUUCUAGGGAAGAUGAUAUCUUGCAUAGAUGUUGUUCCUUGGGCAAGGUUCCACACACGACCACUGCAGUGGUAUCUCCUCCCAUUCCAAAGGGCUCACACCAGUCACUCUCAGGCCAGAGUUCACUUACCAACCAAGGUGUCCUUGUCGCUCUGUUUGUGGAUGUUGUCCUGCAUCCUCAAAGGAUGCCUCUUCAAGGAACCAGGGCGGAUUGUAGUUACAAUGGAUGCGAGCCAAUUCGGGUUGUUGGACUGUCCAGGAGCUGAGCAACAGCAUCAAUUGGCUGCAGCUACGGGCUAUCCGCCUAGCUCUCCGAGAGUUUCGAGACCUGGUUAUAUCCAAUCAUGUGUUGAUACUCACUGACAACGUGGCCUCCAAGACGCAUGUCAACCGCCAAGGGGGCACGAGGUCCAAAUCCCUGAUGAUGGAAGCAGAACUUCGGCACCACUGGGCGGAAAACCAUCUGUUGUCAGUCUGAGCAGAACACAUAUCCGGCACUGCGAAUGUCCAAGCAGACUGGUUGAGCAGGGCCAUGGUGGAUCAGGUGGAGUGGCGCUUGCACCCAGCCCUGUUCUGAGAACUGUCCCGCCGCUUUGGUCACCCGCAGGUGGCCUUGUUCGUUCAACCCAAAAACACACACCUGCCGCAGUUUUACACCAGGUUCCAGGUACCAGGGGCAGAAGGCACCGAUGCCCCCCACAGCCCUUGGCCGGAGGGUCUCCUUUAUGCUUUUCUGCCUCUGCCAAUUGUACCACUGGUCAUCCAGAAGAUUCUGGCGGAACAGGUGGAGGUGCUGCUGGUUGCACCGAUGUGGCCACGGCGCCCCUGGUAUGCAGACCUCACCCAUCUGUCCAUCUCACGUCCAUGGAGAAUUUCGGACAACCUGAUAUCCCUCUCACAAGGAGCCCUUGUCCACCCGAAUCCACAUCUGUUACAAUUAGCCGUGUGGUACGUGAGCAGACGAUCCUGAGUCAGCAGCAUUUCUCUGAUAAGGUCCUGAGGCAUCCUUUGGACAGCGCGUGCUGCAAAGGGUAGCUUAUUCGGCUAUGGCACCAGACCAGCCUCACUCCCGCUCCUGAAGUCUAUUGCUUUGCCAUCUCCCAUGCUUGGAUUUCCCAAGCAGUGCACAGGAGAACGACAAUUGACUUACCUGAACAGUCCUUCUAUGUACGCUGCGAGGGGAAUCCAAACCCGCCCUCAGCUUCGGAUGUUAUGGGCCUGGACUUCAGUUUUUCCUAUGACAUUCUGACUUACCUUGACUUCUAGACUUAUUUUCCUUCUCUCAAGCUGGCUGAUCCUUCGUGCAAAACUGAACCAGUCCAGUCAGAGGAGGCGUGGCCAGCAAUUUGCAUAACUCAGUCUCAAGGCUAAUGGACAAAGUUAACCCAUGCCUGGAUUCCCCUCGCAGCGCACAUAGAAGGACCGUUCAGGUAAGUCAACAGUCGUUUUCUUUUGUCAAAUACAUGGGAGUAGUUUACCAGAGACUUCUGCUGGAAUGCCCCCCCCCCCACAAUCCCCACUUUAGUCUAAAGCCCUGAAAUUUCCUACUUGUUUCCCACCGACUACUAAGCAAAUACUGCUAUGUAUUAUAUUUAAUACUAGUUGAUAACCCGACAUUGCCCAGGUAUUUAUUUAUAGGGAGGAAAUGUCCU